Molecule: messenger RNA, 1827 nt
Organism: Peronospora farinosa
Lineage: Eukaryota; Oomycota; Peronosporomycetes; Peronosporales; Peronosporaceae
Source: the annotation of a GenBank genome assembly
AUGGCAUUAGGCAGACUUGCUACAUUCGUCGUACUUGGUGCAUUCGUGCAUAUAGACGCAACAUUAGACACACCCGAGUCGGGUCUACGUCAGGUCAUUGUGCUGUCUCGUCACGGUGUGCGUGGUCCCUAUGGUCUGGGCACGGAAUCCCCAUCAGAAGAGCUACUGAAGAAAUAUGUGCGCAAUCCGAACCUUAAUUUACCACUUAGUGCCAAUGCAUGGGGUACAUCAGAGACUGACGAUCCGACCGAGCUCGUGUCGCCCAAACUUACGAAACACGGCUUUCGUGUCGUAAAGCACAUGGGAAAGUACUUUCGAGACCACCUGUACAGUAAAUUCUUGAACGCCACUUGCAAAGAAACGUUUUCAUACGCUGAUAAUAAUCAACGAGAUAAUCUGACAGCAGUUGCAUUCUUGAGUGGGCUUUAUCCAUCGUGCAAGGAGCUCGUGCCAAUCAUGAAAGAAACCCAGUUGCUUUUUGAACAAGGGCAAGAUCCUACAGCCAAUUGCCCUGUAUGCUCGAGAGCUAUGUACGAAGGUAUCACAGGAAGCAACGACACGGCGUUUAUUCUCCAAGAGAUUCGUCAGCAAGUUGCAGAAGUGAACGACCUUCUCCAAUGUUGUGCCGCAUCCAUAUGCAUCGACGACGAGAAGUCUAGCAACAUCAGUUUAUCGGAAAGCGCCGCAACAUGCGACUUGUUUGGGAUUCCCACACAAUGGAAUGGAGCAUUUUAUCUGCCAUGGAAGGACACUCUCUCCAACGCUGACUACUUCUCCGAGUGGCUUUUGCUGCAGAGUCUCAACAAUAUGAGUCUGCCUCCGCAGCUAUCGUUCAAGAAAAUUCUGUCUCUUGCCAAGAUUCACGAGACUCACAUGGAUCUCAUUACCAAUGAAGUCAACUCUGCAAGCUUUGGUGCGACCCUCCUUGCACAUCUCACAGCUAGUUUUGAACAGAACAUCAUGCAAAAGACGUUGCCGGUGGCAAAAGGCAAGGGUCCCCGUCUUCUGCAAGGCCCGGAAAAUCGACUGCUGUACUAUGCUGCCCAUGAUAUCAACCUGCUGUAUGUUCGCAACAUGCUAAGGCUCCAGUGGUAUACGAAAGGGUGGCACCCGCAUCAGCCGGUACCAGGAAGCAUGCUUGUGUUUGAGCUCCACGCUACGCCAGCAAAUACCAGUGAUCAACCCUCUUCCAUCAUUCCAAAGUCCCGGAAGCUUAAGCUUGCUCAUACGGAUGAGGCGCGUGUAUCUUGGCAUGUAGGAGACGCUGAAGGUGUGCACUCCGAUCACGACAGUCGAUUCUACGUAAAGCUAUACUUUAUCGCGGCCUCUCCCGAACAGAUUCGCGAUGGUGACGAGUUAUCCGCUGAAAACCCUCCAGACCGCGUGCAAGUUAUCAUCCCGUCGUGCUCGGAGGAGAUUGAUAAUGGCGAUGGAACGAUUGAUGUCCGCUGCCCUUUUUCAAAGUUCAAGAAGUUGAUUGGCAAGACCCUUAAGCAUGUGUGUGUCGCUGAUACACUGAAACCGUUUGUUGAGUCGUUAACCAGCGAGAAGACGCUGGACAAGAACCACGCACUGACAACCACCAUCACGAUGGACCGAGUGCUGGAUGUUGAAAUCAGCGAUUCUGAUAGCUUCGACCAACCGUCGAAGGAAGCCGUCGCGUUCGAGAUGCUACCGUGGACGGUGUUGAGUCUUUUUGCUCUCUGUUUUGUUUUGCUUUCCAUUCGUCAUGCUGUCAAACGCCGCAUGGAGCGACAAAAGUAUGGAACGAUUCCCAUGCGAACACAAAACACUAGACACGAUACAUUUGGACAACGUAACUGUUGA